Molecule: messenger RNA, 492 nt
Organism: Colletotrichum gloeosporioides
Lineage: Eukaryota; Fungi; Ascomycota; Sordariomycetes; Glomerellales; Glomerellaceae
Exons: 1
Coding region: 1-492 (163 amino acids)
Source: RefSeq, a predicted model, not a curated record
AUGAUCAACCCGGAUCAUUCAAUCACCUUCGCGAAUCUCGCGUCGGUAAAUUUUACACUACUCGAACACACAUACCCGACCGCGCCAGAUGUAAAGAUGAGACAAGAUAUCACCAGCAAUACGCUCGAGAUGAAAAACGGCGAACAAGUCAUGUCAUGGAACAAGGGGUGCUAUUUCGGCAAGAGUGGGCAAGAUGACGUGGCACUCUGUUGGCAGGAUAUGGAGGCACUGCAGUCAUUCUGCGUCGGCAUCGAGUCGCCUGAAAGAGGGUUCUUUAAACCCAUCCAGUCACACUACAAGACGAAGCACAACGACGGCACCACAAAUUCGCCUUGGAUGUUCCCAUCAAACGAUCCCGCUGUUGGCUACACAUAUCCCAAUACUCUGAAUUAUCACAUCACGGUAUCAAGUAUAUCGUUGAAGGAUCAACUGCACUUGAAUGUCACGAUCGUGGACAAAUCUGCGGCGCCAAGGGCCGACGAAAAGAAAUGA